AUGUCUGCCAUCACCGCCCUACAGGUGCCCGAGAUUCAAGCCCAGGCCCUACUUCUUGAUCCUGAUGAUCCUCAUGCUCGCGGACCCAUUCGCCUACUGCGCUUCGUGCAAGUCAUCGACUUCAGCGCGAUGGCAACCGUUGGCUCCAGCUUCGACAUCCGUUUCUGUGCAGGUCUCGCUGCCAUGCCCCAUCGCUCAGCAUCCCUCUUCCCUGCCCUCAGAGAGGUCUCAAUCUAUGCCCCGUCUCACGAAAUUGGAGCUGCCUUCACCGACUGCCCUGGUCUUGCUGUCAUGGUCUUGGCCUUCCGCCACGUCGCGAACAUCAAGGUUGGCUGGCUCAUCGUCGUGAGACCGAGGAUCGUCUGUUGGACCCACAUGAGCGUCAUUCAUGUGGAUGGCCUUAGACUUGAAGCAGUCUGCUCGCUCCUAUCUCUGCGACCCUCUUGGUGUAUCGAUGCCCUAUGCAUCGAUGCGCCGCUAGCGUCAUCUGGUACAGUCAUGGACCAGCUCCUCGUCAUCAUUGGCCAACGCUGCCCUAUGGUUCAACAUCUUCACAUCAUGGUAGAAGUGUUUGACAAUGGCAUGGCGUGGUCUCUGAUGCCUCCAACUCUCCGCACGCUUUUCUGUCUGGGACACAUGACCUGCCUUGCGCUCCACGCCCCGCUGUCCGCUCGCCUGAGUGACGCGGACUGGGAAGCAGCUGCCUGGGCAUGGCCGCAUAUGGAUCAACUGGCGGUCGUCGAUACUUGGGGGCAGCUGGGCGUGCAGGUCCCAUGCACGCUCGACGCUCUGCUCUACAUCGUCACACACUGCCCACGCAUAACAACCCUCAGACUUCCAGCGGUGGAUUGCCGGACCAUCCCCUCUCUUCAUCAGACUGCGGAGGCACUCUCGCGCUCUCCCUUGUCUCUCGGAUAUCCCCUCGAAGUGCUGGAUGUUGGAGAUGGUGUCCUUCUCAGCGCUCAGGAGUCGGGUGUGAGACACUAUGUCGCCGCUAGCGCAUCCACCCCGCUGAGACACCUCCCCGGUGCCUGGAACCCAAGCACGAUCCCUCCAAUAUGCUCUGUUCCCCUUUUGUCUCCGCCUUCGCUUUCGCCUCUGUCGUUCACCGCCCAGGAGAACCCUACUACCCAUACUGCUGAGCACUCCCCGGUCGACGCCGCAAGCAGAGCCCUCCCGUCUUCCUCGACUGGGCCGACUCUACCUCUAACGCUCAUCCGGGGCAGGCGGCGCAACUGGGGACUGAUAUGUCCGACCUCUCUUCGCGUUAAGAUUAAGCGCCAGGUGCACGAGCGGCAGCGGCUCACGCAGCGCAAGAUCUUCGUGGACCGGAUGCGCGCCCUCGAGCAGCAGCAGGCGCAUGAGCUGCUCAAGAUCCCCUUCGACGGCAGCGGCGGCGGCGCCCAGCCCGUUGCCGUCUCCGCGCCCACGACCUCGCCGCGUGUCAACGCGCAGCUGAACGGUGACGCCCGCGACCCCGGCCGCCUCUCCAUCGACGCCGAGUCGCUCCCCAAGGCCGUCGGCUCCGCCGCGGACAAGCGCAAGUCCGUCACGGGCAACCGCUUCGAGGAUCAAGGCGACCGCUACGCGAGCACGUACAAUGCGGGGAUGAUACUCGACGAGCAGCUGGAUCAGGAGAUUCACAACGCGAUGCGGCACUUGCCCACGUCGGAUGACGACAAGUAUAAUGCGUACAACAAGCAACAGGCCUCUGCAGCCCUCGACCUGGUCCACCGCGGCGAAUCCCUCUCCGCCCGUGACAAGCCGUCCGAAUGGCCGUCUUUCCCCAGGUGUAACAGCCCCUCGCGCCCCGACCACCGCGCGUCUGCCAACCUGAACCUCUCCUCGUCCCCGAGCGACCUUGCCGCGAUAAGCAAGCUCGCCGGUUUCGUGUCCGCCACGAACACGCCGCUCCUCGCGCAGCACCAGCCGUCCGCCGCCGUCAGCCUCAGCUCGCGCCGCGCCUCGCCCCUGAGCCUCCUGGACGGCCUCGGCAGACUCGAGGGCCUUGGCGGCACGAUGUGCUCGGUGCCGACUACGCCGCUCGGCGUGUCGAGCUCGGCAGCGCACCUGAGCAAGACCACGGGAACGCCGCUCACGGAUGCGCAGACGAUCAGCCUGCUCGCUUCAGCUGCAUCGAACGACUUGAACCUGUUGCCAAGCGACCUCCAGGCUUCCCUGUCGCGCGUCAACCCCGGCCAUUAG
Molecule: messenger RNA, 2205 nt
Organism: Schizophyllum commune H4-8
Lineage: Eukaryota; Fungi; Basidiomycota; Agaricomycetes; Agaricales; Schizophyllaceae
Exons: 10
Coding region: 1-2205 (734 amino acids)
Source: RefSeq, a predicted model, not a curated record